This is a messenger RNA of Didymodactylos carnosus, 1257 nucleotides long. NCBI's taxonomy places the organism in Eukaryota, Metazoa, Rotifera, Eurotatoria, Philodinida, Philodinidae. The record is from the annotation of a GenBank genome assembly.
AUGAAUGACAGUGAGAAAGAAAAUAUAGAAGAAGUCGUUAAUCCAUGGCUAUUGACAACUUAUUAUAAACGUUUAUUUCCAACACAUGUUUACUGUAAAUGGCUUGCAUAUGGCGAACCUACUAAUUCUCAAUUGUUUAGUAAUCGUGAAUUUAGCUUUACGAGAGGGAACGAUAUUUAUUGUCGACAUUUGUCAUUUACAAAUCAUUUGGAAUUUGAAAAAGAAUUAUUACGACCACCAAUAGCGUCUAAAAUUGAUAUAGGAGCCGUUUUUACAAUAAAAGUACCAUCAAACCAAUACCAACCAACCGAACGGGAACUUGUAUUCGAUAUUGAUUUAACAGAUUACGAUGAUGUGAGAUUUUGUUGCGUUCUCGGAUCUAACUCUAUCCAGGAUAAUUUAUUGGGUUUUAGUGAGGCAGACAUAUGUAAAAAGUGCUGGUCGUUAGCGAAAGUAGCAAUCAAAAUCAUUGAUAAAGCAUUACAAGAUGAUUUUGGUUUUGAACAACGUCUAUGGAUUUAUUCUGGUCGACGUGGUGUCCACUGUUGGGUGUGUGAUCCGCAGGCAAGAGAAUUGCAACCAAGUGGACGAAGUGCGAUUGUUGAAUAUUUGACACUUGUUACUGGUGGUGAAAAUACAUCAAAGCGUGUUUCAUUUUCUCAGCCGCUUCACUCAUCGAUACAACGAGCGAAACAAUUUAUUCAAGAGAUGUUUAUUCGUUAUGCGUGUGUUGAUCAAGCGUUUUUGGAUUUGUUAUUAAAAUUUGAUACGUCUCCACAACGAUGGGCAGCAUUCAAUCGUUAUGUUGAAAAUGAAACUAAAAAUACUAAAUCUCGUUAUCCGUCAAAAUAUUUGUCAUCAAUCAUUGAUGAAAUUCAAUUUGAAUAUUGUUAUCCCCGUCUAGAUGUCAAUGUAACCAAAGGUAUUAAUCAUUUACUCAAGAGUCCAUUUUCAAUCCAUCCAAAAACUGGCCGAGUUUGUGUACCGAUUGAUGUGACUAAAAUUGACUCAUUUGAUCCAUUUACGGUACCAGAAUUAAGAACAUUGUGUCAGCAAGUCGAUGCGUUAGGAGUGACACAUCAAAGUACUGGAAUAGCACAACAGGAUGGAAAACACAGGAGUAAAGAUUAUAAUCAAACAAGUUUAAAACCUUAUGUUGAACUGUUUUCGAAAUUUGUUCAAAAAACCCAAAUGAAUAACCUAGAAGAAACGUUGGCUAAAAGUGAUCUUAAAGCAAUGAUUACUGGUGAUAUAUAA